UCCGCGCCGCGGGCCCCGCCGCUGCCAGCCGCCUCGGGGCGGGGCGAGCGCUAUAAAGGCGCAGCGGGCGAGCGGGCGCCGUGGUUUCUGCUCCUCGCCAUGUCCUCGCCGGUGUUCGCUGGGGCCGGACAGCAGAGCGGGCUGCAGGUGUGGCGCGUGGAGCGGCUGGAGCUGGUGGAGGUGCCCCCCAGCCGCCACGGCGACUUCUUCGUGGGAGACGCGUACCUGGUGCUGCGCACCGAGCGCCGCGGCGCCGCCGCCGCCCACCGCCUGCACUACUGGCUCGGGAAGGAAUGUACCCAGGAUGAAAGCACAGCAGUAGCUAUCUUUGCUGUUCAACUGGAUGACUAUUUAGGAGGAAAGCCUGUGCAGAGUAGAGAAAUUCAAGGAUAUGAGUCUACUGAGUUUGUGAGCUACUUCAAAGGAGGAAUUAAAUAUAAGGCAGGUGGUGUUGCCUCUGGAUUUAAUCAUGUAGUUACUAAUGAUCUGAGUGCUCGGAGGCUUCUGCAUGUCAAGGGCCGGAGAGUUGUAAGAGCCACAGAAGUCCCACUGGCUUGGACCAGCUUCAACAGAGGCGAUUGUUUUAUUAUUGACCUCGGAACUGAAAUCUAUCAGUGGUGUGGCUCAUCAUGCAAUAAAUACGAGCGGCUGAAGGCUACUCAAGUUGCUAUUGGUAUUCGGGACAAUGAACGAAAUGGAAGGGCUAAAUUAAUUACCGUGGAAGAAGGGAGUGAACCAGACCGGCUCAUAGAGGUUUUAGGGAGCAAGCCAGAGCUUCCCGAGUGUGAUGACAGUGAUGAUGAACUGGCUGAUGUUGCAAACAGGAGAAGUGCUAAACUAUAUAUGGUGUCAGAUUCAAGUGGAUCCAUGAAGGUGUCUGUGGUAGCAGAGGAAAACCCCUUCUCCAUGGCUAUGCUUUUGUCUGAGGAGUGCUUUAUUUUGGACAAUGGUGCUGCAAAGAAGAUCUUUGUGUGGAAAGGCAAAGAUGCUAACCCACAGGAAAGAAAAGCUGCCAUGAAGAAUGCUGAACAAUUCAUACAGCAGAUGAAUUAUCCUGCCAACACACAGAUUCAAGUCCUUCCUGAAGGAGGCGAAACGCCAAUUUUUAAACAAUUUUUCAAAGACUGGAAGGAUAAAGAUCAAAGUGAUGGCUUUGGCAAAGUGUAUGUCACAGAGAGAGUGGCUAAAAUUGAGCAGAUUGAAUUUGAUGCUACCAAGUUACAUGAGUCUCCACAAAUGGCUGCCCAGCAUAACAUGGUAGAUGAUGGUUCAGGGAAAGUAGAGAUCUGGCGUGUGGAAAGCAGUGGCAGAGUUCCUGUGGGACCUGAGACAUACGGACAAUUCUAUGGUGGUGACUGCUACAUUAUCCUCUACACUUACCCUAAAGGGCAGAUCAUCUACACAUGGCAAGGAGCCCAUGCUACAAAAGAUGAACUGACUGCAUCUGCAUUUCUCACUGUUCAGCUGGAUCGGUUAUUGAAUGGUCAGGCUGUGCAGAUCCGAGUCAGCCAAGGCAAAGAGCCUGCACAUUUACUGAGCUUGUUCAAAAACAAACCACUUAUUGUAUACAAGGAUGGGACAUCCAAGAAGGAAGGUCAGAAACUUGCUCCACCUACACGACUCUUUCAAAUCCGCAGGAACCUGGCAGCAGUUACCAGGAUUGCGGAGGUUGAUGUUGAUGCAAUGUCACUAAACUCUAAUGAUGUCUUUGUUCUGAAACUGCCAAACAACUCCGGCUACACCUGGAUAGGAAAAGGAGCAAACAGAGAAGAGGAACAAGGGGCUCAAUACAUUGCUGGCGUUCUUAAAUGCCAGACUAUUAAGAUUAAUGAAGACCAGGAACCAGUGGAAUUCUGGAAAGCACUUGGAGGUAAAAAAAAAUACCAGACUUCAUCACAACUCUUGACAAAGGCUGAAGAUCAUCCCCCUCGCCUGUACGGUUGUUCUAAUAAGACCGGCAGAUUUAUUAUUGAGGAGGUCCCAGGGGAAUUCACUCAGGAUGAUUUGGCUGAAGAUGAUGUCAUGUUGCUGGAUGCUUGGGAGCAGGUUUUUGUCUGGAUUGGGAAGGAUGCUAAUGAAACUGAGCGACAGGAAUCCGUUAAAUCUGCCAAACGCUAUAUUGAAACAGAUCCUUCUGGCAGAGAUAAGGGGACACCCAUUGUAAUCGUGAAGCAGGGGCACGAGCCCCCAACGUUCACAGGCUGGUUCCUGGCUUGGGACUCCAACAAAUGGAAGAACUGAUGUAUCCAAGGAGGCUGCAGUUUCAAGCCAAAGAAUGAUCAGAGCCCAGCUAUUUCCUAGUAUUUUUAAGCAUAAACUUAUGCAACAAAAAGAUGCAUCUGUUACAUUUUACUGAGCUUUGGUAUAUUUCUGUUGAAUAACCUAGAAGUUCUUAGCACUGGAAAGGAUAAAUUAGAAUUGUAAACUGGUCAGAUGGGGUGAGUGGGGCUUAGCAUAUAGAGAUAUGGAAAGUGCUGUCAACACUUUGUUUAAUCUAUUGAUUCUUCAAACAGAAGCUCUGAAUUAGUUUAUUUUAAUGUGCUGAAAUGGGCCAAAUUAUACCUUCGCUUGAAAUUCCAAACUAGUGCCAAAGAAAUGCCUUUAGAUUAAGGUCAGCUUAAUAUCAUGCAGAAUUUGGCCUGAUAAAGAACUAAUUCUUCAUCUGUUGAAAAGGUAGGACUGGAUAUACUUACUAGGCCAAAAUAUUGACACUCUCACUCACAUAAAAUUUCAGAUGAUCCUCAAUCUAGAGAUGGCACUGUGUCUUGCAGGAGGCGAAUGGGUACUUUGAGAAAGCUGUGGUUAACAUGGUUGGUUGGUUGUUUUGUUAGUACAUAUGUUUGGAGCGUAGGACUGUGUGGUUGUAAGAAUAUGAAGUUGAUGACAUGUUUCGAGGGACCGCCUGGUUCAUUGUAAUUAAUUUAUUUAGAUUUAUCUCUGUAAACCAGCCUCCAGCUCCAGAUCUUUUUAACCAAAGCUCUUAAACACAUUCUAGCACACUAGUGCUUUUAAGAGGAAGCAGAAGUAACAGUUUCAAAAAUACUUACUCUGCCUUAACCAGAUUGCACUUUAGCUGUGCUUUGUCUCGGUUGCCUUACUCAGCAUUUUCCAGCAGCUGCUCGCAUUGUCAGGUGCAGGAUGCAUUUCUAGUAAUUUUCUAUGCAGGUCUUAGAUACCAAUUACAUCAAGCGCAAAGAAAUUCCUUGUUUCAGUAGCAUUCCACAUUCUGGGAAUCUGGAGUGUGAGUACACACCAUAGAGUGACCUUCUCUUUCUCCUCAGACACAGUUAUUUUGGAUUUUUUUUUAUUCUGGUGAAUUUAAGAGUACAUUUUCACAGUGUUUUUUAUUUGUAGCUUAGCCAGAAAAGUCUGUAAGGGCAGUGAGAAAAUCUGCUUCAAAUAUUUAGCACUGCUUUCAACACUUAUCCUAUAAUGCCUAUUUUAAACAACAAUUUUUACAGCUGUAAAUCACGUCAAUGUUGUAUUUUAAUGCAGCCAUUUCAAGGGGGUUUUAUUCUACAAAUCAGGUUGCAAAGUGAAAUUUUAGACAUUUUUGUACUUUUUUAAUAUGAUUGUGAUUUUGAAUCUGAGAAAUGCCAAAGAGUGAAUUUAGUCUGAGCUCAUAAUCAGUAUCAAUGACUAAAGAAUUGUUAAGGUAAGAGAUUAAUUAUGGGAGUCUGUUAGCUUUAAACAUCCAUUUAAAUCUCUGCUAAUAUAACUGGGCUGUAUCUGAAUGUAAUUUCAUUUAAAAUAAAAUUAAAAGAAACAGUAUUCUGUAUGCUGAUGUUCCUCUCUCUGCCAUACUGUUGCUGAGUGCUUCCAGUGAUGACUAACAACACUUCCUAAAAAAUUCAUUAUAUACCUUCCUUUUUAGAUGGAUAAUGCAAUGAGAAGCUUGGGGUUUGGUUUUCUUUUUUUACUUUGGGGCCAUUUUACCCAAAGUACAGCUAACUCUUCCCAACAACUUUAAAGUUACAAACCUAAGUGAAAAUCAAGACCUGGGUGCUUAUUAGCUUAUGAUUUAAUCUUUAAGAAAAACUAUCAUUGUUACCAAAAUCUUUGGCUUUGUGGCUUUCUGCUUGCAAAAAUGCUUGACUAUGCAAAAGACUCUAUUGUAAAACAGGAGGAAAUAGAUAUGUUUUUAAAGGAUAGGUCUUAGUUUUAUUUGUGAGGGUAGAUAAGCUGUCCUUUUCCUGCUGGGAGGAGCACAAAGACCUUUUCAGUUCCUCAGCUACUGCACUUCAUAUAGUCAUUGAGCAGCCUGUAAUUAUCUGGUGGUUGUCUUCAACACAUACAUACAAUUCUUCUCAUUUUUUAAAAUAACAAUUACAGUAGCUUCUUAACCAAAGAUUAGACAAGAUUUGCCCUCCUUGUACAAAAUAUCUUCAGAACACUGAGGGCUCUGAACCCAGCACAGUCUGCUAGUAUAUUCUGUAGCACUGAAAGCCUCUUUUCAGUUCCCUCACUGAAGACAGAGGAGCUUUUGUGGUCUCCUGGCCUGAGCAUUUGGGUUUACAAUACAUUGUCCCAGCACAUUGAUUACUGAUGUUGAGAAGAGCAUUGAGAGCUCAUAACUGAAUAGUGAUCUCAACCGGGCUUAAAGGACAACAGCUGCUAGCAACAUCAUUCUUGGACUCACUUGCUUGUGAGGAAGUUUAUUUUUCAUACAUAUAUGUCAAAUACACACAAAGAUGUAUUUGUUUCUCUCUCUCUGAAGAAGAAACAGACAGGAUGGACUGCAAGUGCUUAGAAAUAUUAAAGAUUAAGCUGUUUUCACAAAAAUACUUAAGUGCAUAACUUUGUGAAUACACAUAGCAACCCUGUCUGCCUUAUUUUUAGAAUAAAUAGAAAAAAAUUGUGCAGAUGUAUGCAGCACAGUCAAGUUCAAUCAAGAAUAAGCUAUAUCUUGCAUUAUUAUCAAACAGUAACAGUAUUUUCAGUGUAUUUGUUAUGGCAAAAUUAGACCCUGAGUUAGCAGUUUCAUUACGCUACCAAACAGCAAGUACUCAUAUGUUUUAUUGGUUGUAAAUAAAGCAUCAUUUUUCAUCUUCAUUAUACAGAAUUUCAUCGCAACAGAAAGAUAAUGUUAGGAGUCCUCACAGCCAACAGGACAUCGUAAUACUAUACACAGUAUUGGUAGUUUACAUAAAAUAGCAUAAUCUUAGAAUAUAACUACAGAUUGUAUGCAGAAGAGGAGCCAGCUUCUGGAAUCGCUGUUCUAAAUACCCAUUUUGACCAUAGCACAUAGUGCUGUAUAGCAUCAGAUGUGCUGUAAAUGGUUGCUAAAUGUAGCUACAUUCAACUGAACAGUUUGAUCUCUUGCUAGAGAUUCACGUAGGAUUUAGCUGCAACAACAAGAAAAUUAUAAUGAUGGCAGACGGGUGGAUCGUAGACAGAGGGUACUAACCCUCACAGGACAGCUAAGGAAUCAUAAUAUAUUGCUCACGGGACAACAGGAGGUGCUCUCGGGCACUUCUAUAGCCCACUGGAACACUUGUUAGAAUAUUGCGAUCUUCUUGUCAUCUUCAUUGUUACCAGAUCCGAAAAGGCUAAAAAAACCCUCAACAA
This is a messenger RNA of Cuculus canorus (common cuckoo), 5568 nucleotides long. RefSeq names its product scinderin (gene SCIN). Gene Ontology annotation, biological process: actin filament severing; actin polymerization or depolymerization; barbed-end actin filament capping. Gene Ontology annotation, molecular function: actin filament binding; phosphatidylinositol-4,5-bisphosphate binding. The record is from RefSeq and is a predicted model, not a curated record. The transcript has 16 exons. Gene Ontology annotation, cellular component: cytoplasm; actin cytoskeleton. Bases 100 to 2241 code for a protein of 713 amino acids. NCBI's taxonomy places the organism in Eukaryota, Metazoa, Chordata, Aves, Cuculiformes, Cuculidae.